This is a messenger RNA of Closterium sp. Yama58-4, 1941 nucleotides long. The record is from the annotation of a GenBank genome assembly. NCBI's taxonomy places the organism in Eukaryota, Viridiplantae, Streptophyta, Zygnematophyceae, Desmidiales, Closteriaceae.
AUGGUAGUGCUGCAUUCUGGCUGCCCGGACGUGCAGAGGGCGCUGAGGGCACUGGCGAAGGCACUGGUGGGGAGGAGAGUUGCAUGUAUCCCGAGCCUCUCCCAUUUGCUGCUAUCCCCCACCCCUUCACCCCCUUCCUAUCAGAUGGUUGUGCUGCAUUCUGGCUGUCCGGACGUGCAGAGGGCGCUGAGGGCACUGGCGAAGGCACUGGUGGGGAGGAGAGUUGCUCGCAACAUGAAGGUUAUUGGGCAAGCGCGUGUGCCGAUCAUCAAGUUUCUAGAGAUCGCCAGUGGAGUGUCGUUUGACAUCAGCCCUUCGCCUCAUCUCCAUCGUGCUGAAGCUCUUCCUGCAGCAGAGGGGGUGUUGAGGCGUCUCAACAGCCCAACCCUUGUUUGCUUUCCCUUCCUUCCUCUGUUGCUCCCUGUCUUGUCUCCCCCCGCCCCAGAAAUCCAUGAAGGCCAUGCCAGCACUGCGACCCAUAUCCAUCGUGCUGAAGCUCUUCCUGCAGCAGAGGGUUGGUUGGUUGGUUGCGCCUCAACGGAACUCGUUUCUGCAUUCUCCUUCUUUGUUCCCACUUGUCUUUGUCACCCCUUCCACCAGAAAUCCAUGAAGGCCAUGCCAGCCCUUCGCCCCAUAUCUCUCGUGUUAAAGCUCUUCCUGCAGCAGCGGGGGCUCAACGAGGUGUUCACAGGGGGAAUUGGGUCCUUUGCGCUCCUGGUCAUGAUUAUGGCACACCUGCAGGUGUGUUUUAAGGGGUUACAAGCUGUCCUGUGCGGUGCAGUGCAGUGCACUGCCCCUCAUCUCCCUCCUACUGAAGCUCUUCCUGCAGCAGAUCAGAGGGGGCUCAGCGAGGUGUUCACAGGAGGGAUUGGGUCUUACGCGCUCCUAGUCAUGAUCAUGAUGCACCUGCAGGUACAUGUCUUUGGGAUGUUUACAAGGCGCAUAGCAUGGGCAUGCAGCCCACGGCAGCAGAGGGGCCUCAACGAGUUGUUCACAGGAGGCAUCGGGUCCCUACGCCCUGCUGGUCAUGAUCAUGACGCACCUGCAGGUAAGUACACAGCCUCGUGUGGUGAUGCUUCAGAGCAUGUGCAGCCCUCUGCAGCAGGAGGGCCUCAACCCUCAACAAGCAUGGUGCAGCAGAACCGCUUCAUGUUGGCAGUAGAGGAUCCGCAGAUGCCAUCCAACGACCUCAGCAGGGGCAGCCACAAUAUACACAAUGUCCGCCUUGCCUUUCAGCGAGCACACUACCUCCUCACCACGCCCACACUCCCUGCUGCUACUGGCAACGCUGCUGGCAGUCUGCUGGCUAGGUUGAUACGUCUUGAGUCUGCCAUUGCCAACAGACCGCCUCCACCUAGAAUGGCUGAAGAGCGGGAGGAGAGGGAGGAGAGGGAGGAGAGGGAGGAGGAAGGGGAGAAAGAUAAGGAGGAGAGGAAGAAAGAGAGGAAAGGGAAGCAGGGAAGGGAUGAGGGAGAGGGGGAGGAGGAUGUGGAGGAGGAGGGAGGAGCAAAGGAGGGGGAGGAGAGGGAGGAAGAGGGAGGACAAAAACAGGAGGGGGAGGAGAGGGAAGAGGGGGCACGAAAGAGGAAGGGCAAGAAAGUGAGGGAGGGGAAGAGACAGAGGGACAAAAAGAAGAGGUUGUGUGAGGAGGCUCAGAAACAGGCAGCUGAAAUCAGUGCAGGUGAAACAGGAGAAGAAAGGAUUAUAGAGCAGUUGGGAAUGGUGGUGAGAGAGAGAGAUGGCAGUGUGGAGGUGAGAGGAGUGGAGAGUGUGAGGGGAGGGGGGGAGGAAGAGGAGAGCUUACCGAGAGGGGGAGACAGGGGAGAGUCAGCUGGUGGUGGUGAUGAUGAGGGUGAAGGUGGGAGGCGGAAACGGAAGAGGGAGAAGCGGGGACGUGCGUUUAUGGCGAUGCUUGGUGUGAACGAUAAUGACAGCAAGUAA